Molecule: messenger RNA, 3688 nt
Organism: Aedes albopictus (Asian tiger mosquito)
Lineage: Eukaryota; Metazoa; Arthropoda; Insecta; Diptera; Culicidae
Product: ubiquitin carboxyl-terminal hydrolase MINDY-3 homolog
Exons: 5
Coding region: 695-2293 (532 amino acids)
Biological process (GO): protein K48-linked deubiquitination
Molecular function (GO): K48-linked deubiquitinase activity; cysteine-type deubiquitinase activity
Source: RefSeq, a predicted model, not a curated record
GCUUUUGUUGUUGGUGGAUCGUCCGUGCGGUGCAUUCUUUCUCGCCUUCCAUCGCAGUUUUGUCGUUUUCGUUCGCGAUUCGAUUCCCCAUCGCUGUCCCGUGUGCGUGUGUCACUCCAGCCCACCAGCAAGACACAUUCUGCCUGCCGUGCGUAAUCGAAAAGACGGAUAAAAUCGAGCAUCCGGUGGUGCACAUAUUCGGAAGAGAUUCUGGUGCGUUCCGACGACCGAGUGUGGUUUUACAAACAUCGCGUCGCGGUUUUCGCGGAAUCGGUGGUGCUUCUGCUGACAGAAGCGUCGUGCGGUGAUUCAGAAAGUGGCAGCUGCGAAGAAAGUGUGUGCGGAGGAGUGCAAAAAAGGGAAGAAAAAACGCAGUGGCAGCAGUCAGCAGUGCAAGAUCUGGCAGCGGAAAAAUCGAAUUUUUCAUCCCCAUUGUUGACGUGCUGGUUUCGAACGGUACCCGCUACGGAUUCUCAGCAGCUGCGGGAAGACCCUGGUGCGGAUAGGCUCACUUUCACCGUCGCCUCCAGGAGAUUGUUCUGCGGGAAAGUACUUCGAACCCGUAAAAGUGUUGGCGAUUUUGUGUGUGGGAUUUUUGCUCCUCUGCCUGAGCUGCGCUGCUGUGACAUUUGGCUUUUUAAGGGAUUGGAUUCUGUCGACGAAGGCAAGCGGAACGACGACGACGACGGCGAAGAUGGGUGAGCAUUCGUUGCAGCAGCCGCAGCCGAGUAGUGGCGGCGAUCCGCACCAGCAGCAGGCCGGAGGCGAAGGAACUUCAACGACGACGACGACGACGUCGACGGUCUCUCGGCAACAGUUGGAAGGGGAAUUGCGUGACAUCCGGCAGCUGUUGUGGGGUCCCGUCAUUCGGCCGGAAGUGUUCCGACGGUGGUCCCAGGGAUUCGAUUUCAGUGCGUACGAACCAUCGGCGCUGGUCCAGCACGACGGCGGACCCUGUUGUGUAAUCGCUCCGGUGCAGGCCUAUCUGCUGAAGAUUUUGCUGAUGGAAACACCCGGACACAGCUUCAGUGAUCUAACACCAGACAAAUGCAAAACCCUGCUCAUCCAAGCCAUCUGCCAGAUUCUGAUGAAGUGCAAAUCCUCCAAGUACCGGAUCGUUAGCCUGCAAGCUCGUCAGACCGGCAGCGGUCCGGGAGGCUGCUCCUCAUCCGGCAAAGCAACCACCUCUGCCGCGGAAGAGAUAGAGGGCGAUGCCGAAAUGGUGGACGCCCUGGAGAACCUACCACCGAAUGAGCAAGUGGAACUAGGGGUGGAUGCGGCCUCAACGACGACGACAGAAGCUGCUUCGGAUCUGGUCAAUCAGAACACCAUGGAGGAAGGGUCGGAGGGGAGCGGAAGUGGCGGCGCCGGAACCAGUCCGGAUCCGUUGAAUCCGGAGACGUUCCACCAGAGGCUUUGCGUCAGCGAGCUGGAACAGAUCGAUGACGUCGAGAAGUAUUACGCCAGCAACUUUCACGUGCUGGCCGAUGAGUGCGGAGUGUUGCUGCUGUUGUAUACGGUUCUGCUGACGAAGGAACUUGAUAACGUACUAGGUGAAGUGUCGGAUACAUCGGAACCGCUAAUACACGGCACGUACGGUUACGGCAGUCAGGCACUGAUCAAUCUCAUGCUAACCGGGAGGGCUGUUCCCUACGUUUGGGACAACGAACAGGACGUCGGUGGCUUAAAACUGAAAGGCAUCACGCAACAGUCGGACAUCGGAUUCAUCACGCUGAUGGAGCAGAUGCAGUACUGCACGGUCGGGUUCUUCUACAAGAACCCGAAGAACCCCGUCUGGGUGAUGGGCUCGGAAACGCACCUCACGGUCCUGUUUAGCAACGAACGGCGGUUAGUGUCGCAGGAAACGAACAGCGACAUGGCCAGGCGGGUGUUCCGGCAGUUCGACACCGAGGGCAGCAACUUCAUCCCGAGUCCGCUGCUGCAGGAUGUGCUGUGCGCGGUGGAUCUCGUUAGCGAUCCGGAAUACGUGGACCUGAUGCGCCGAAAGCUGGACCCGGAGAGCCUCGGGAUCAUCCUGCUGAACGACUUCAUGAACGAGUUCUUCCCGACGGAGCAAAAGUCCGUCCCGGACACGUUCGACCUGCUGCACUACAACGGCAUCCCGAACUCGAACAGCGACAACCGGGUGCGCUACAGCAAGGGCCAGGCCAUCCAGCUCGAGAGCGACGUACGGAUGUGCAACCCGUCGGAUCCGAUGCUGACCUGCCUGCAGACCAAGUGGCCCAACAUCGAGGUCAACUGGAACGAUGCGCGGACACCGUCGCUGAAUUGACCGCACUAGAGAGAGAGAGAGACGAGUGCACGCCACGUUUGUUUGUUCGUUUGUUGGAGGUACCCUCGGACCUGAUCGAAGAUCUGCCUCUGCGUGGAUAAACCAAAAACCUCCCGGAAUUUUUUUCUGUUUAUCGGGACAGACAACUUCGGUUACAAGUGAUGAUUGUAACGGAUGCAACUUCUCCAAAAUCUGUUUUAAAGCGAAUCCACAUAGACAUAUUUAUCUCACACUCACACAGUCAUACGCAGUUGAAGCAACCAAUCACACAAACUAAUCUACAGAAUAGAAGCAAAAAAAGGUUUUGAAUCGGUCUAACAUGGCUUCGCAAGAUGAACUGAGUGAAUACCGUUCGAUGGACUGAUCCACCGGUGAGCUAAAUUCACUCGGGACGAGAAUUGCUGACACUACAGCGAAGUCAUUUCCAAUCAAAAAUUCUGAUUGAAAAUGGCCCACUCUAGUGUCAAAGUUCUCGCACGGAGUGAAUUCGGUUCACCGAUAGAUAAGUUCAUUGUAUGUUGUUCACGCAUGAGUGUUCAUUUUCAAGUGAAUGGAUCAACCUUUUCCCUCAACGAAUGCCAAACAUGAAUAUCGUACAACAGCAUAAACAUACGAAUUCAUUUUUGCCGACAAGCUAUAGAUUCAUUCGGUUCAUCGCGUAAUUUAAUGUUAGACUGCUACAAAAUUCAAUAAAAACUAACUCUGACACAAAGUAGAGAACUUAACGAAAUAUGUAGAAACAACAGUUAGCACAUAAACAACUAGAAACAGAAAAGCGAGUUCCCCUUAUCUACUACUACAAUUACCAAAAAAAACGACAGCCAUUAUAACCAAUUCUCAAACUUCUCAGAAUAGUAAAUAAAACCAAACAACAGAUCAAUCAUUUAGAAAACAGAAGGAAACAAAACCAGCUGAUCAGAAAACCAAUCAACGAGAAACAAUACAAAGAAAAGGAGAGAUGUAGAAAAGAGGAAGCAGAACCGCUGCAACCACCCUCAGAGAAGCGACAAGUGACCUGCGAAACAGAAACGUGUGAAUGCAAACCAUGCGCCGAAGAAGGAAGCGAGGCACUGGAAACAAGGACAAGGGGCAACAACCGAGACAGGGAGAUUUGUGUGUUACUUAUUGGUUUUAGCACCCCCUAGGCCCAAACACCUUCUUCCUUCUCGAAGCCGCCGGAGAUAUUAUUGAAUUCCAUUUCCCCCCUGCAAACGUAUAUAAUGUGUAGACUUGACCUUAACUGAUUGAAAAAAAAAUAAAAAUAAAAAUGGAUAAACGCGCGCGUAGGAUUACAAAUUAGAAGAGACAAGAAAUACGACGAAACGAAAUCAAAGAAAACGUACCCGUUGGAAUGAAGCGAUAUAAUAUAUAUGAUGAAGAAUCACAGAUACCUUA